Molecule: messenger RNA, 765 nt
Organism: Adineta ricciae
Lineage: Eukaryota; Metazoa; Rotifera; Eurotatoria; Adinetida; Adinetidae
Source: the annotation of a GenBank genome assembly
AUGGCGCAUCCUUACUUGUUGACGAAAUUUAUGUUCAUUCUUUCGCGGAUUUUCUUCUUUUUACUGAUAAUCGAUGGUACGAUUGAAAAUAACAUUCAUUCAAGAAUCAAACGACAGGAUAGAAGGAAAUCUCCGAGACCUGGUGAAACACCAAAACAAGGUGAUCGCCUGCAAGUCGUCGAUAGAUUAGCACAACCUACACAAAACUCCGAUGUAAUAAAACGUAUUCUUUCGAGAAAUCCCAACGAUUAUUACGGAAUUUUGGGUCUCGACAAACGCGCAACAUGGUCGGAUGUUCACAAAGCUUAUAGUAAAUUGAAUUUACUCGUACAUCCCGACAAAAACAAAUCACCGGAUGCAACAAAAGCGACGCAAAUGCUCAAUAAAGCUCGUGAUGAAUUGCGUAAAAUUUUGCUGGAUCAAAAUGGUCGUCCGCGCACAGUUAAGACAGAAAUUAGCGUCACAGUAAAAAUGAAUUACAAUAGAAAUCAAGACGUGGUACCUGAAACAGAGAUGACAACGACAGAACCUAGAGCAACUGUGAAGAAAAAGGACACUUUGUCCUCGAGCAAUCUGAUGUAUCUUGUCAGUGGAUUUGCUAUAUUUAUCGUUGGAAUUGUUUUUCUUGCGAAACAUUUUAAACAGUCACAACAGCCUAUGAAGAUAGUGACUAGUGAAGUCAUUUUCAUACCAGAACGUAAUAGUGAUGCUUCUGAAACCAAUGAUGAUGGUGAUCCGACGAAUAAUCGAAAUCAUGACCUAUGA